UGUCAAAAUGGCGUCACCGCAAGACUGUUUGUAUAUUUCUUUACUUGGUUUAGCGGAACAUUUUCGAACUUCUAAUCCCCCUGACAUAAAAAGUUGUAUCCAGUGCUUACAAGCUGUGUUUAAUUUUAAUCCGCCAGCAAGGGUAGAAGCCAGGACUCAUUUACAACUCGGUAAUAUACUUUUGACACACACCAAAAACAUCGACUUGGCGAGAACGCACUUAGAGCAAAGUUGGUGCUUAUCACAAACUACAAAUGCUUUAGACGAGUUCAAGUUCGAGGCAGCUAGCGUUCUUGCUGAGCUAUUUGAGCAGCAAGGUCAACCUGCACAUUCUAAACCAAUUCUAAGGAAAGCAAUAGAGUUAUCACAACAUAGUGUAUAUUGGCAUUGUAGACUCAUUUUUCAACUGGCUCAAAUACAUGCUACAGAGAAAGAGUAUGAAGUGGCCAGUAGUCUACUUGGUGUUGGUGUGGAUUAUGCACAAAUAUCAAAUGUGGCAUAUACACAAGUACUGUUCUUGUUAAGUAGGGUAAUGUUAUUAUUAAUAGAUAAGAAAAUUCAAGAAGUGUUACCAUUAUUAAAUCAAGCUGGACAUUUAGUAGAUUCUUGGACAGGUAGUCUACACCAAAAAGAGUAUCUAAAAGUGUUCUUUUUAGUUCUACAAGUAUGUCACUACCUUAUGGCAGGACAGGUGAAGAGUGUGAAGCCAUGUCUAAAGCAACUGCAACAGAGCAUACAGACAAUAAUGGCACCGACAUGGCCUGAUGAUGAUGCUGUGUGCGGUACGGUUCCCGGCGAGUCGUUCAUCUGGUUGUCGCGACAGCAGCUGUACGUCCUCGUGUACCUGGUCACAGUGAUGCAUUCAGCACAAGCCGGCUACAUGGACAAGGCGCACAAGUACACAGAAAAGGCUCUAGCACAGAUUGAUAAACUUACUUCGAGCGCGGGCGAGGAGGCUGGCGGCGCGGAGCGGCAGUCCCGCGGCGCGACGCUGGCGUGGCGGCUGCGCAUGGCGCUGGUGGAGCACGCGGCGCUGUGCCGCCUCGUGGCCGGCGGCAAGGCGCACGCGCUCAACGAGAUCGCACGCGCCGCGCACCUGCUCACCGUCGCGCCCACGCCGGCGAGCGCGGCGGCGCACACACCGCAGCUGCACUGCUUGCUGGGACUGUACGCUAUGUCGAUGAACUGUAUGGAGGCCGCUGAGACACAGUUUCACACGGCUAUACACACGUCACAAGAGAGGGACCUGUGGAUGUUUGCUAAAUUAAAUCUGGCUAUUGUAUAUCUAAGGGGACGAAGAGACAACGAUUUGGCACAACUCAUGGAACAGGUUAGGCCGGAAGCAUUACCACCUUACGCGCACGGACUGCGAGCUGCCUCUUAUUACGUGCUGGGAUUGCAAGCCUUCUUCCAGGCGAGGUACAAUGAAGCAAAGCGAUAUUUACGGGAGACCCUGAAAAUGGCGAAUGCGGAAGAUCUGAACAGACUAACUUCAUGUUCCCUAGUACUUCUGGGGCACAUUUUCCUUUCAAUAAACAACUCUAGGGAGAGCAUGAACAUGGUGACACCAGCCAUGCAGUUGGCUAGUAAGAUACCCGAUGUCCACGUGCAGCUCUGGGCUUCGGCAAUAUUGAAAGAUUUGUACCGGUUGGCCGGCGACACGGAACGUGAAAACGAGGCGUACCAGAUGCACUGCAACUUUUCGCAGGCGUUGCUCAAGGACCACUUCCAGGCGACGCAGCUGCCCCAGCACGCGCUGCUGCACUGGAGCACCGGCGCGCCGCCCGCCCUGCCGCCCCCGCCCCCGCCGCCGCCCCCGCCCCCGCACGUGGCGCAUCUGUAGUUCCCUCAAUGGAACUUGACUGCUGGCGUUGCUACUCUCCCAGCACGCCUCUGCACUGGAGCACCGGCGCGCCCUUACUCAAGAACUGUUUAAUUAGUGAUUGAAGUGACAUGUCGCGCAUCUAGCGAUAGACAAUGUCUAACCAUUCUACUUCAGUAUAUUGCCUUCUUCACGAUAAGUACUGUGCUCCCAUCGUGGCUAGCUGUGACUGAAUUCGUGAAUAGUUUCAAACAAUGACUAGUGAUUUAAAUGGUUUUAUUAGUAAAAACAGUAAAAUUAAUUGAAUAACCUUACGUCUCAAAAAAGGUACUAUCUGCUAUAGCAUA
Molecule: messenger RNA, 2169 nt
Organism: Bombyx mandarina (wild silkworm)
Lineage: Eukaryota; Metazoa; Arthropoda; Insecta; Lepidoptera; Bombycidae
Gene: Mau2
Product: Mau2 sister chromatid cohesion factor
Biological process (GO): mitotic sister chromatid cohesion
Molecular function (GO): protein binding
Source: RefSeq, a predicted model, not a curated record